CAAUAAAUAUAAAUUAUUAUUCAUUCAUUCACUCACAUUCACUCUCAAAUGUCCAAAUUUUAGUUACUUCCAUGCCAUAGGCAUCGAUACGGAGAGAUGAAGAAUCACAGAUCCAAUUAAAGAGAGUGAGGCACACACGGAGAGAUAUCUACAGGGAGAGAGAUGGGGUGCACGUUUUCGGGGCUGAAUGCUCUAUACGACUCCGUUAACGGUGGAGGUGAUGUAUGGAUCAAUGAGAACAGGUUCAGGAUAGUGAGGCAGCUUGGGGAAGGUGGCUUCGCUUAUGUGUUCCUAGUCAAGGAGAUCUCCUCCGAAUCAGGUGUCGGUGCCGGUUCUGGUGGUCUAGCUAAGAAAGUCAAGGACCCAUCUCACCUCUCUGAUGAUGGCACAUAUGCAAUGAAGAAAGUUCUCAUUCAGAACAAUGAGCAAUUAGAGUUGGUGCGGGAAGAAAUUCGUGUCUCAUCACUCUUUAAUCACCCCAAUCUUCUCCCACUUCUGGGUCAUGCAAUCAUUGCGGUUAAGGCUACACAAGAGAGAUCUUGGAACCAUGAAGCAUAUUUGUUAUUUCCAGUUCAUUUGGAUGGAACAUUAAUGGACAAUUCCAAAGCAAUGAAAGAUAAGAAGGAGUUCUUUUCCACCUCGGAUGUUCUUCAAAUAUUUCGCCAGAGAAUCCUUUCACAGCUUUGUGCAGGACUUGAACAUAUGCAUGGUCUUGAUCCUCCAUAUGCACAUAAUGAUGUCAAACCUGGUAAUGUUCUUUUAACGCAUAGAAAAGGACAGCCGCCACUUGCAAUUUUGAUGGAUUUUGGGAGCAGUCGUCCUGCAAGGAGGCAAAUUCGCUCCCGUUCGGAGGCACUACAGUUGCAGGAAUGGGCGUCGGAGCAUUGUUCUGCAUCCUUCCGAGCUCCUGAGUUGUGGGAUUGCCCAAGCCAUGCUGAUAUUGACGAACGAACUGAUGUUUGGUCCCUAGGCUGCACUUUAUACGCAAUAAUGUAUGGGGUGUCUCCAUUUGAGUAUGCACUCGGAGAAUCUGGUGGAAGCCUGCAGCUGGCCAUUGUGAAUGCACAAAUUAAGUGGCCAGCAGCAGGACCUAAACCUCCAUAUCCUGAAGCUCUUCACCAGUUUGUGACAUGGAUGCUCCAGCCCCAGGGCACAGUUCGCCCUCGCAUAGAUGACAUCAUCAUUCAUGUUGACAAGUUGAUUGCAAAGUAUUCUGAGUGAGGUAAUAUAGAAAUGAGAAGGUUCAUUAGGAUGCAAUUGUCAGCGGCACGAAUUUCUAUUAUACUAGGCGAUACUGGAAAUGAUUGAAAUAGCAGGUCCGUGUUAUACAUAGGUGGAUCACCCUUUUGCUGUAGCUUUGGCAGUUAUGAGUUGGUUUACCAUUGUCAUAUUGGUUUUUUACAACUAUUUAUAUUUGUUCUCUGUACUUUCUUGAGCUUCAUAUCCAUUGUUCUCCGCAAUAAACGGAAGGGAAAUUUGUCAAUUGCCUUCAUAGUUGUAAAUUAUCGUGUAUUUUAUUAUCCCAGGAGGAAUAGUAUUAUGAUUGAUAUGAUGGAAUCCCAAAAGCUUUGGAAA
This is a messenger RNA of Tripterygium wilfordii, 1575 nucleotides long. RefSeq names its product serine/threonine-protein kinase 16-like. Lineage: Eukaryota; Viridiplantae; Streptophyta; Magnoliopsida; Celastrales; Celastraceae. Bases 163 to 1221 code for a protein of 352 amino acids. The record is from RefSeq and is a predicted model, not a curated record. The transcript has 6 exons. Gene Ontology annotation, biological process: protein phosphorylation. Gene Ontology annotation, cellular component: cytoplasm. Gene Ontology annotation, molecular function: ATP binding; protein serine/threonine kinase activity.